Molecule: messenger RNA, 1521 nt
Organism: Dioscorea cayenensis subsp. rotundata (Guinea yam)
Lineage: Eukaryota; Viridiplantae; Streptophyta; Magnoliopsida; Dioscoreales; Dioscoreaceae
Product: ribulose bisphosphate carboxylase/oxygenase activase, chloroplastic-like
Cellular component (GO): thylakoid; chloroplast stroma
Molecular function (GO): ATP hydrolysis activity; ATP binding; ribulose-1,5-bisphosphate carboxylase/oxygenase activator activity
Source: RefSeq, a predicted model, not a curated record
AAAAAAAUUUGCUAUAUAAGAAGGCCUUUCCACCUACAUUUUGGCAUUCCACCUGGUGCACUUCAAAGCCUACCACCUGUUGGUUCUUAGAUGGCCACUCCUAUCUCCAACAUCGGGGUUGUUAACAGAAUACCGUUGAGCUUAUAUGGCUCCAGUAUGGGGGCUUCACUUACAAGCUCAUCAUUCAUUGGAAGAAGGCUGAGGAAGGUGAAGUCUGCUUCAUACAAUGGGAAACUUUCCACGGGUAAUUUCAAGGUCGUGGCUGCUGAUCUUGAUGAGAGCAAGCAAACCAGCAAGGACAGAUGGGGGGGUCUUGCCUAUGACACUUCGGAUGACCAACAGGACAUCACCCGAGGCAAAGGCAUGGUGGAUUCGCUCUUCCAGGCCCCCAUGGGUGCCGGAACUCAUGAUCCUAUUAUGAACUCUUAUGAGUACAUCAGCCAGGGUCUUCGCCAGUACAACUUAGACAACACUGUUGAUGGCUAUUACAUUGCUCCUGCUUUCAUGGAUAAGCUUGUUGUUCACAUCACCAAGAAUUUCAUGAAGUUGCCUAACAUUAAGGUUCCUCUCAUUUUGGGUAUUUGGGGAGGCAAAGGGCAGGGAAAGUCUUUCCAAUGUGAACUUGUAUUUGCCAAGAUGGGGAUCAACCCAAUUAUGAUGAGCGCUGGAGAAUUAGAGAGUGGCAACGCCGGAGAGCCUGCAAAGCUAAUCAGGCAAAGGUACCGUGAGGCAGCAGACAUCAUUCCAAAGGGAAAACUGUGUGUCCUCUUCAUCAAUGAUCUAGAUGCAGGAGCUGGAAGGCUCGGUGGCACUACCCAAUACACUGUUAACAAUCAGAUGGUUAAUGCCACUCUCAUGAACAUUGCUGACAACCCAACAAAUGUGCAGCUCCCAGGGAUGUACAACAAGCAGGAGAAUGCCCGUGUCCCUAUCAUAGUCACUGGCAAUGACUUCUCCACUCUGUAUGCCCCUCUCAUCCGUGAUGGUCGUAUGGAGAAGUUCUAUUGGGCUCCCACCAGAGAAGAUCGUAUUGGUGUCUGCACUGGUAUCUUCAGGACUGACAAUGUUCCUAAGGAGGAUAUUAUCAAGCUUGUUGACACCUUCCCUGGCCAGUCAAUUGACUUCUUUGGUGCCCUGAGAGCUCGGGUGUAUGACGAUGAAGUGAGGAAGUGGAUUGCAGAGAUGGGGGUUGAGAAGGUUGGGAAAAGGCUUGUCAACUCUAGAGAGGGACCACCCACCUUUGAGCAGCCUAAAAUGACACUGGAGAAGCUCUUGGAGUAUGGUAACAUGCUUGUGCAGGAGCAGGAGAAUGUGAAGAGGGUGCAACUGGCUGAUAAGUACUUGAGUGAGGCUGCACUUGGAGAUGCCAAUGAAGAUUCCAUUAAGACCGGAUCUUUCUAUGGCAAAGCAGCCCAGCAAGUACGAGUUCCAGUCCCAGAAGGUUGCACUGAUCCAGCUGCUGCUAAUUUUGAUCCCACAGCUAGGAGUGAUGAUGGCAGCUGCAAGUAUUAGCCCCCUCCU